GGGCGGUGUCUCGUAGGACCCGGAUUGAGAGAAGAUGGUGGCCUCGCGUUGAGGACUUGUUGAGGGAUGAAAAUUGGUUUGCCUAGAAGCAGAUAUUAAAAGCAGUUCCUCUUCAUAUCAGCUGAUAAGCAUCGUGAUACACCAUGGCAGCAGCAGGAGCCGUAAAAUGGGUGAUGCCAAAGAGAACUAUCUUGAAACAUUUAUUUCCAAUCCAAAAUGGAGCUUUAUAUUGUGUUUGUCAUAAAUCUACGUAUUCUUCUCUUCCAGAUGACUAUAAUUGUAAAGUAGAGCUUGCUUUGACAUCCGAUGGCAGGACGAUAGUAUGCUACCACCCUUCUGUGGACAUUCCAUAUGAACACACAAAACCUAUCCCUCGACCAGAUCCUGUGCAUAAUAAUGAAGAAACACAUGAUCAAGUGCUGAAAACCAGAUUAGAAGAAAAAGGUGAACAACUUAAGCAAGGACCCAUGAUAGAACAACUUAGCAAAAUGUUCUUUACUACUAAGCACCGUUGGUAUCCUCGUGGACAGUAUCACAGACGUCGUAUGAAACUGAAUCCUCCAAAAGACAGAUGACAUUGAGGUUCUUGGGGAAAUCAAAGAGACCUAUGCCUCAUUUGCCAUUUGUCACCUGAGAAAAUGCAAUGUGGUGUAUUCACUAGUAUGCUAUAUAGUAAAAUAAUAAUAGUAAAAUGUCUUAUAUAUUAGAAUGUGUAUUUCUUUAUAUAUUCUGUAAUUCUGGAUUUGACAUUCUUAUUUAGAAAAACCUAUUGCAUCUUAAUUUCCUUUUGAGAUCUUAAAAUCUUCAAUUUCUUUUUAUGUAUCUAAUGUGAUUAAGUAUUUUUACAUCAUUAGCCAAACAUUGUUAGUAUUAUAAAUAUGAUUAAUAAAAAUGUUCAUGGUUUUCCUUAUGAAGGGGAUUUUUAAUUGCCCUUGAGAAUAAACUUAUGAGGUAUACUCAAAAUAAAUGUUACAGUGUUUCCAUUGACUUCUAGGAAAUAAUUAAGUUAGCUACAUUUUAAUCAGUGUUUACUAUCUGGGAGGUCCUUUUCAUAAAUUAUUAUUAAUUUUUCACAAUAAUCUUUUGAAGAAGGAGCAUCUUCCCCAUUUCACAGAUGAGGCUAAAUGACUUGAACCUUACCUAGCAAGUGGGAGAGCUACGAUCCAUACUGUUAGGCUUCAAAGCUUUUUUUCAGUGCAUAAUAAUGACAAAGAGGUGUUCUUUCACCCAAUAAUGUGCUUUCCUAGAGAUUUUCCUAGGUAGACUACUAUAUAUUUUGAGGUUUUUUCUUUUUCUGGCUGUCUUAAAAUUAUGAUAGCUUCAGAACAUAUGCAAACAGCAGCAGCUCUGUGCUUAAAAUGUUAAUAUCACUAAACUAGCGUUACAAGAAUGUUAAUAGAUUAUUCCACUGUUGCUUGUCACUACCAGUUUAUGUAUAUGAUCCUUAAUAGCAUUGCUGCUCCUGCGAUUUCUAUUUAGGAUGUGAGGAAUCUUUUAAGAUGGUAGAAAAGUGCUUCAUUCAGACUUGUAAAAUAUUUCUGGUAUUUAUAAAAUCGAUGUGAAAAAUAAUUUCUCAUUCAAAGUCUAUUGUUUAGUUCUUUUAAUGAAAGAACUCUAGCUGAAGGUUCAAGUGGCCAGUAAAAUGUGAGGAAUCAUGAGUAAGAGAGAAUAAAGGAAAUAAUUAAUAAUGGUGACCCUCUGUUACCCAAAGGAAAUGUUUUUAAGUGGCUUACUUUUUUCAUUAGUAUAUUACUAAUUUUUUUGGAAAGAUCAAAGAAAAACCAAGUUGAUAGUUGAUAGAACUUAAUAAUCAGAAAUAUUUGCCAACUUUGUUGGAAAA
Molecule: messenger RNA, 1840 nt
Organism: Cynocephalus volans (Philippine flying lemur)
Lineage: Eukaryota; Metazoa; Chordata; Mammalia; Dermoptera; Cynocephalidae
Gene: MRPL42
Product: mitochondrial ribosomal protein L42
Exons: 6
Coding region: 144-575 (143 amino acids)
Cellular component (GO): mitochondrial large ribosomal subunit
Source: RefSeq, a predicted model, not a curated record